Molecule: messenger RNA, 1264 nt
Organism: Ilex paraguariensis (yerba mate)
Lineage: Eukaryota; Viridiplantae; Streptophyta; Magnoliopsida; Aquifoliales; Aquifoliaceae
Source: the annotation of a GenBank genome assembly
GAUGAUAGCAUAGCUAUCUUAAUGGCGUUCCAAACACCAGAAGUUGAAGUCUUAGGGUUGACAACAAUAUUUGGUAACACUAAUACAGAAGGUGCCACUCGUAAUGCAUUGCUUUUGUGUGAGAUCGCAGGAUAUCCUGGUGUUCCAGUGGCAGAGGGUAGCCCUGAACCUCUGAAGGGGGAAACACCUGUUGUUGCAGACUUUAUUCAUGGUUCAGAUGGAUUGGGCAACCUGUUUUUAGCUCCUCCAAAAUCCAAAAAAAUUGAGAAAACUGCGUCUAAAUUUUUAGUUGAUAAGGUCACUGAAUAUCCUGGUGAAGUAUCUAUACUUGCGCUAGGACCGCUGACAAACUUGGCUUUAGCUGUCAAAAGGGACUCGUCCUUUGCAAGCAAGGUGAAAAGAGUGGUCAUACUUGGUGGAGCAUUCGGUGCUUUAGGAAAUGUCAAUCCAGCUGCAGAAGCAAAUAUCUAUGGGGACCCUGAAGCAGCAGAUGUUGUGUUCACCUCUGGGGCAAAUAUUGUUGUUGUUGGCAUAAAUAUUACAGCACAAGUCGUAUUGACAGACACAGACCUUUUCGAAUUGAGACAGUCUCAAGGAAGACAUGCUCAAUCUAUAUGCGACAUGUGCAAAUUUUACCGUGACUGGCAUGUGAAGUCUGAAGGCGUCUACGGAAUUGUCCUUCAUGACCCAGUCUGUUAUGUGGCUCUAGUUCGGCCUGAUCUAUUCACAUACAAGAAGGGCGUUGUGAGGGUUGAGACACAGGGCAUCUGUGCAGGGCAUACCCUAAUGGACCAAGGACUAAAAAAAUGGGGUUCAAGCAACCCAUGGUCAGGCUAUUCUCCUGUUUCAGUUGCAUGGACUGUUAAUGUGGAGGAAGUUGUAACUUACAUCAAAAAAAUGUUAAUGAAACCAUGAUAAACUGUUGGAUCUUGCGCUUGAUGUAAGAAAAUUUCCAAAUGAAGAUCGGGUUGUUUCUGAUUGCUAGCAACUCAGAACCCACGUGGUGGGAGUGAAAGGGUGAUUUAAACUGUUAGUUAUGUUGUUGAGAAUUUCUUGUAAUUGUCCUGUACAUGUUACCUUAUUGGCAUCCAUCCGUUGGAAAAUGUCUUAUGAUAUAAGGGGACAAUCACCCCUUGUUUCAUAUACUUGACCUCAUUCCAUCUAUAAUGCUUUUUAAACUGGUUUUCAGUACACCAUGAAUUUGCAAAGAAUGUAAAAUGCUGCUUCUCUUGGUGGGAGUAUUUUCUGCUCAGGAGACAACAGG